Nestor notabilis (Kea) is the source of this 1725-nucleotide messenger RNA. RefSeq names its product laminin subunit alpha-4-like. Lineage: Eukaryota; Metazoa; Chordata; Aves; Psittaciformes; Psittacidae. The annotation marks the transcript as partial. The record is from RefSeq and is a predicted model, not a curated record. The transcript is spliced from 10 exons.
AUACGAGCUGACUGUUGAUGACAAGAAGCAAAGCAAGAAGAACCCUGCAAAGGACAGAGCAGGGAAAAGCCCAGACAGCAUCAUGAAGUUUUAUUUUGGGGGCUCUCCCUUCAGAACACAGCAAGCCAACUUCACUGGCUGCAUAAGCAAUGCUUAUUUUACUAGGCUGGAUCGAGAGGUUGAAGUGGAAGAUUUCCAGCAGUACUCUGAGAAAGUUCAGACUUCUUUAUAUGGAUGCCCUGUUGAAUCUCCUCCAGUUGCUCUUCUCCAUAAGAAAGGAAAAAACUCAUCAAAAGCCAAAGGAAACCAUAAUAAAAAGGUGGGAAGAGAUAAAGACAAGAUCCAACAGCCUUCAACUGGCCUUAAAAAACUGUAUAAAGAAGUGAAUAUGCAAAGAGACCCCCAGUGCCACUUGCCCAUGAAUCCCAAGGCAACUGAACAUGCGUAUCAGUAUGGAGGAACAGCAAACAGCCGGCAAGAAUUUGAUCACAUACCAAAGGAUUUCAGUCAAAGAGCUCAGUUCUCUAUCAGUCUGAAAACUCAUUCAUCUCAUGGAAUGAUUUUCUAUGUCUCGGAUCAAAAAGAGACCAACUUCAUGGCCCUUUUCGUUGCUCAUGGCCGACUCGUUUUUAUGUUUAAUGCUGGUCAUCAGAAGAUAAGGAUUAAAAGCCAAGAGAAAUACAAUGAUGGCCUUUGGCACAAUGUGAUAUUUAUUAGAGGCAAAAAUAUUGGUCGCUUGAUAAUUGAUGGCCUCCGAGUACUGGAAGAACCUUUUGGCAGUAUUGCUGACACCUGGCAAGUCACUGAACCACUCUAUAUUGGGGGUGUAGCUCCUGGAAAAGCUGUAAAAAAUAUCCAGAUUAACUCUGUCUACAGUUUUAGUGGUUGUCUCAGCAAUUUACAGCUCAAUGGAAGAUCAGUCACUUCAGCUUCGCAGACAUUUAGUGUCACGCCUUGCUUUGAAGGCCCAUCAGAAGCAGGAACAUACUUUUCAUCAGAAGGAGGAUAUGUAGUCCUUGAUGAAUCCUUCAGUUUAGGCCUGAAAUUUGAAGUUGUUUUUGAAAUACGUCCCCGAAGCAGCUCAGGAAUUUUACUGCAUGGUCACAGCGUGAAUGGAGAGUACUUGAAUAUGCACAUGAGAAAUGGACAGGUUACUGUGAAACUGAAUAAUGGAAUCAGGGAUUUUUCAACUUCAGUGACACUGAAACAGAGUCUCUGUGAUGGCAGGUGGCACCGAAUUGCAGUCAUUAGAGAUGCUAAUGUGGUGCAGCUGGACGUAGACUCUGAAGUCAACCAUGUAGUAGGGCCACUAAAUCCAAAGGCAAUUGACCACAGGGAGCCAGUGUUCAUUGGAGGUGUACCAGAGUCUCUGCUAACACCCAGCCUGACUACACGCAACUCCUUCGUUGGCUGUAUUCGUAACUUCAUGAUUGAUGAAAAACCAGUGAGUUUUAGUAAAGCAGCUUUGGUUAGCGGCGCUGUAAGCAUCAAUACCUGUCCAGCAGCCUGACAGUGCACUGCAUCAAUCCUGUAAAGCUUCUUAGACCACAGAAAGGAAAAUAGGGAGAAAAAAAAAAACCUAAGUUCAUUGAGAGAAGAAUGAAAAUAUCAAGGAUCCAUCUACAGAAAGCAGUAUGUUUAAGGGUCACUUCUAAUGUUUAUGUGCAAACAAAAAUCACUGAAGAAUAAAGGGCUGUUGCUUCUGCACUUCUCUUACUACACCAC